CUCACCUGAAUGGUCCUCAGCCCCUCAGUGCUCGUGUAACAGUGAGUGUGGUUAUACGUUCAACUUCACCAGCAUUUACAUGAACCGCGUUACAUAUUUACAAGAACGGUUUAAUUACCUACUAAAACCACACUGUACCCGAAACAUUGAUCUUGGCCGGAGGAGAACAAUGAGCUGAAACUGUACAUGUCAUUUAAAGGCCUCCCCAAAAAAUAAUGCACCGCUGGAGUAGCCGCUUUCCCCGAGUCCCAGAAUUAGCCCAGUCUUGUCGCUAGCGUUGGCCUGCGGUAGGGCGGGAAGGAGUGUCAGCGUGCGUGGAGGUGUGGGGUGCGCUUGCGAUGUGUAAAAUGAGCGAGAAGGAGGGGGAGGAGAGGGCCCCUUUGAUCGAGGAGACGGCCCACCUCCUCAACCCUUUCGUCCAUCGCCUGGAGCUGAACACUGCUUAUGAUAAGUUCAAGCUGGUGUUCAUGUCGGUGGUGGUGCUGCCGGUGAGGGUGGUGGGCAUAGUGGUGUGCUUGCUGGUGGCCUACGUGCUGGCUUCGGCGGGCCUGUGGGGACUUUCUCGGGAGGACCUCUCUGCCCGGCCCUUAAGUGGAUGGCGGCGUGUGAUGAAGGAGUUGGUACGGGGUUGGGUACGGGGGGUCUUCACGGCAGGGGGCUUCCAUCUGGUGCAGGUGAAGGGACAGCAGGCACACCCAAAAGAAGCUCCCAUCCUGGCGGUGGCACCACACUCAUCCUACUUCGAUGCACUGCCCAUAGUGGUGAUGGGAGCCCCUAGCGUCGUCGCAAAGGGGGAGGUCACCAGUGUUCCCUUCUUUGCAAAAUACAUAGACUACACUCAGCCUGUUUAUGUGUGGCGUGAAGACCCCAACUCUCGUCAAAACACUAUUCAGGAAAUUAAGGAGCGGGCAAGCAGUGAAGAAGAGUGGCCGCAGAUCAUGGUGUUCCCUGAAGGCACCUGCACCAAUCGCUCAUGCCUCAUCACCUUCAAGCCAGGUGCCUUUUACCCUGGUGUGCCUGUUCAACCUGUCCUCAUUCGCUACAACAAUCGCACAGACUCCUUCACUUGGACCUGGGAUGGGCCUGGAGCGUUGAAAAUGCUGUGGGUGACACUCUGCCAAUUUCACAAUUAUUGUGAACUGGAAUACCUUCCAGUCUAUACUCCGAGUGAAGAAGAAAAGCAAGAUGCCAAAUUGUUUGCCAAUAAUGUUCGGCAAGUUAUGGCCGAUGCAUUGGGUGUGCCAGUUGCAGAUUACACUUAUGAUGACUGCCGCUUAAUGCACAAGGCCAAGCUCAAGAAUUUGCCAUGUGAGACAGGCCUUAUUGAGUUCCUGAAGCUUCGUCAACGAUUUGGUUUGAAUCUUAAGAAUGUGGAAGAAGAGCUUCUAAAUCAUUAUGCAGAUAUUGCUACCAGUGAUGGACAGAUAAAUUUCUCAGAUUUUGCCAAAUACCUGGGAAUGCCUGAAUCUGAGCCAGCACUUAUAGAUCUCUUCAAGUUGUAUGAUAAGGACAACACUGGAACUCUAGAUUUUAGAAAAUAUUUGAUGGGGUAUUAUCAGUACUGUAAACCUGCCAACACAGAAGAAACCCUCAAAUGGGGCUUCAAGCUGUUGGAUCAUGAAGGCAAGGGGCAGGUCUUCCUUGAGGAUGCUAUAGAGGCUCUCCAAACCUCCUUGGACAUAACUCCAGAAGAAGUUACUCGCAUAUUUAAGCAAGCAGACCAAAAUGAUAAAGGCUACAUUACAUAUGAGGAUUUUGAGGCUCAUGCCAAGAGGAAACCAGAGUAUGCCAAGAUCUUCCUUUUAUUCCAAGAAAGCCUGAAGCAGGGCACGCGGCCAAGGACAGGGCAUUUACCACCACCAGGGAAGAAGAAAGCUGAUUAACAAUUUGUUUCUGUUUUCACCCAGUUUACCUAUUUUAAUGUUAUUUAUAAAGGGACGUUUUUUAAGUUUGUAUAUUGUUUACUAACAAGUGUACAUUAUCUAUUGUCAUGUUGGUUCAUUAUCCCCUUGUAUAACACUACCUAAUGUGAAUAUGCAUUUUUCUUUUACUUUAUAUUUGAGUAACUUAUCAAUAUUGUAAAACUGCAUUGGAGUACAGAUGCUCCCCAACUUAUGAAUGAGUUAUUUUCCAGACACCUAUUCAUAAGCUGUUAUGUUCUUAAAUUGUUGAUUUAUAAUAUUAUGUUCUUAAAUUAUUGAUUUAUAAAACAUUUUGGUUGUACAGUACCCUGUUGAGUUUUAUGCUUGCUUUCUUCCAAAGCCAUGAUGCUAAACUUGAAGAUUGCAAAACUUGGGAUAUAAAGAAUACUGAAAAACAAUUAUUUAUGCCAACCACAUAGCCUAGUACUGUGUGAGUGUAUGUUUUGUCCUCCCAUUCAACAUGAUGCUGUGGUGCAGCUGCAACAGAAUGUGUUUUGCCCUUACAUUUGUAGUGAUGCAGCAGAGCAGCCACCACAUGAGAUGUUUUGUCAUCACGUUCAAUAUAACACAGUGGUGGAGUGCCAUCACAUUUCAAAUUGUGUGAGGGUGUGUGUUUUGUCCUCACAUUUGGUGAAACACAGCUGUGUAGCAGAAAGCGAAAACAACAUAGCACCUCUUUAUCUUGAUGUAACAGGUGACUUGUUUGUAUCUCCUUAUGUUCAUAACUCAGAUGUUCAUGAAUCAGGGAGCAUCUGUAUAUGUACCUCUGCCAAAACUAUUUAAAAUCUUACAAAUUCAGUUGCUUCAAAUUAUUAAACUGUAAUUGAGAAGUAAUAAUAUUAGACACAAUGCAUAGAGGGCUUUCCCUGGACAUCGAAGGAAGAAAAGUUAAGCAGGGAGGAAUAGAAAUUUUUCAAGAGAGUGUAAAAGCUGAAUGGUAAGACUGAAUUUAUGGCAGUGAUACUUUGGGAGUCAGGGUUCAAAUUCCACUGUUCGUACAUGGCACUUGGUGAGGACAUUCUACAUUUAAUUUGUUGGUUUAUUUUGUCAUUGUUGAUCCUGUCCAGUAUGGGAUCAUUAAUGGAAUGUAAAGAACACAAAAAAAAAAAAACUAAAUUUGUGUAAUAAUUGUUUUGUUUUAAACCUAUUUUUGUUUUACCAUAUGAGAGAUAGGUAAUUAAGUAAUGGGAAGAGCAUGUUAUGAAGAUUUAUAGUACAUAGAUUACAGGCAUGGUAUUUACUGUCAUGCCUUGAAUGUUUUAUUACUCUUUAUCACUCCAUAUUCAUUCAUGAGAAAGAUUUCAGAUUGUUAUACUAUAGCAGUGAUUGAAUAUUGUAUUUUUUGUUUUUAUAGUGCACCACGUCAUGCACUGAUACAAAGACUUUGGUAAAUCAUGUACUGAUAAAAGACUAAUUAUACCCUUGUCAGCUGCAGUACCACUAUGUAUUCCAUUGGGAAGUACUUUUAUGUGAAUUAAUGUGCUUUAUUUUGUCCAUUAAUACAGUUUUGUGUUUGUUUUAUAAUUAUCUGCCAGGUGGAAGUAUGUUCCAUGCAAACAACCAGACUAGCUGAUGCAGUGAGAACAUUAAGAAACCAUUUUAGUUCAUGUAAAAAUUGGCUGAAAUUAUCAUUACAAGAAUACUUUAAUUAAAAAAAAAUUAUAUAAAUUUAGUUUUAGUAAUAAAGAAUAAAAUGGACUCUAUGCCUACUCCCAUGUUGAGAACAGAACCAACAUUCACACCUCAUGAUGCAGGAUUCUCUCCCGUUUGGUACACUGAUAUUGAGAUUUCUUAGAAGUUAUGCUUUGUUAAGUAUAAAGAUUACAAAUAAAUGUUUAAUAUCUGUAAUACCACUAAUUACUGGCAGUUUAUGACUUAUCAAUGAUUGUGAAAAAUCUGAUCUUUAUACCAGUGACGUGAUGAUUAGUUGGUGUGGAAAAUCUGAUCUUUAUACCAGUGACGUGAUGAUUAGCUGGAUAUGAUUAACAAUCUACUUCAAAAUUUCAGGAAGUUCUAUAUAACCAUCAUUGUUGCUAAAUAUUUAUUCUACCUCAUUGUGUUAAUUUUGUGUAAUUCAAAUGAAACUUCUGCUAAUUCUGGAGGGGAUUGCUUGUUGAUUGCAAGCAAUAGACAACUACCCUUUUUUCAGCCCAACUAGACUGUCAAAGGGUAACUGAUAAGGCUCAUAGAAUAUUCUUGUACAAGUAUAUUGACUCCCAGUCCACGACAUGAAAGCAGUUUCUGCUCAUGGAAUGUAAACUAAGGGAUGGUGACCAAGUCAAAUCCAGGUUAGGAAUUUUGCAGCUCAGAUUAAACCAUAAUUUGGACAGUUAUAAAUAUAGUUUGUGUACAAUUUCCUAGACUAAGAAGAAUGAAGUAACCUUAGAAAUUAGAAUAGAAAAGACCUUUUACCUCCAGUAGACAACUGAGACUUGCUAGACCCUCGAGUUGGCAAUAGGACUAGAGUCAAUAGUUGAAGUGUACUUAAUGACUUCCUCCACUAAUGUAGGUGGCCAUCUCUGGUGCCAAAUGUUGCUUAUCUGUAUUUCUUGUGUUAUUAACACCAAACUAUAGUAGUAUUGACAUUCUGCUAGAUGACAAGGAGUGAAUAUAGUCCAUAAAUAGCUGUGAUAUGCUCUCCUAAAUGAAAAUUAUGUAGUAUAAGCAUAGUAUAAGUGGCCUGAUGGUAUAGUGAAUAGUGCACUCCACUCAAAAGAGGUUAUGCCAUGUGGAGACAAUUGGGGCAGGUCUCCUUUCAUCCUGUAGUCCCUGUUUACUUAGCAGUGAAUAGGUGCAUACCAUAGUCAAGAAGUUGUGAUCUCCCUGUUUGAGGUGCAGAAGGCCAACACUGCCCUCUGUUGAAUGUGUGUGUGUGUAUGUGUGUGUGUGUGUGUGUGUCUGCAUUGCUACAAAAGACCAGAAAUGGUCUGUGCUACACCACAUGAGUGGUAAGCAGGUGAGGUCUUAAAAAGAUUGUAGAUUUUAGAAAUAAGGUAAAAGCUUAGGAUUUCAUAGAUUGUUAAGUUUUCUCAAAUUUGAAUUUGUUAGUCAUUAAUAUUCCUUUCCAUUAAAGACAAACAAGAAAUAUAGUAGUCAACUUAAGAAAAUUCUACUAAACUAUCCACCUGCAAAGUGUGAAAUCAGUGCUUCCCUGCAAUAUAUAACCUUGCCAGUUGAUGCUGGGGUAUUUAGCCAGUUGUAAAUUGUCAAGUGAGAUAGCCCUUAUCAUCAUGUAUUUACAGUACUGUCUAAGAGUAAUGGAAGCCAUUCCUGAUUUUUACACCAUGAAAAUGCACAUAUGUAAAGUAGUACUCAAUACACUUCUUGAGUAUUAAUAAUUAUUAGGUGCAGAGAAAAGAAUCAUGUAAGCUACUUAUCUCUAAAGAAAAACAAGAUGUGCAUGGUAAAUACUGCAGUUUCUAUGAAGCCAACAUGUAAUUGUAUCUUACAAUAUGUUAUAUUAAAGUACUUACCUGCUUACAAAAUUUGUCAAUGACACUCCAAAUGUAAAUGUUUGAGGUGUUUACUAUAUUCAGUGUUACAUUUAUAAACUGUUAAUAGUGUGUUUUGAUAAGAAAUUGUACUCUCAAAUAUGUAUGUUUUAAUGGGGAUACAAGUAUGUACAAAAUAGUGAAAUUUUUAGUUGUACUAAAUUUUGAAUCAUAGUUUUUCCUGCUUCAGUAGCUUGCUUCUGCAAAUUAUUAUUUUUUUUCUUUUUAGCACUAUAACAUGUAAUGAAUUUUUAUCAUUAUAUAUAUAUAUAUAUAUAUAUAUAUAUAUAUAUAUAUAUAUAUAUAUAUAUAUAUAUAUAUAUAUAUAUAUAUAUAUAUAUAUAUAUAUAUAUAUAUAUAUAUAUAUAUAUAUUUAUUUAUUUAUAGUGAUACCUUGUAAUUCAAACUUAAUUGGUUCUUUUGGGCUGUUGGAAUUAGGAAUGUUCAAAAUGGGAAGCAAUUCAUCCCAUUCAAAUUAGUGUAAAAAGGAUUAAUCUGUUCCAGGCCCCAAAAUCCACCGGCCCCUUUUUUUUUAUGGGUUUAUGAUGUGCCCUAAACAUAAAAUUGAAUGAAAAUAACCUAAAUUGUUUAUAUAGAAAAAAAUACAGUAAAAGAAAACAUGAAGUACCAUAUAUUUCUGCAUAUAAGACAUCAUUUAAAUCAUCUUAAAAAGACAAAAGUGGGUUAUCCUGUGCAUCAGAUACAAAAACAAUGACCUGAAGAUUUUACACAAAAUACCAUUGUAAAUAAACACCAACCUCAAAAUGAAUAAUCAUCAAAAGUUCCUCCUAGUCUUGAAAACAGUUGCUGUAGUGUAUGCAUUUUUUUUUAUUUUUCACUAAAAUCCUCUCUCUCUCUCUCUCUCUCUCUCUCUCUCUCUCUCUCUCUCUCUCUCUCUCUCUCUCUCUCUCUCUCUCUCUCUCU
Messenger RNA from Scylla paramamosain (green mud crab), 6337 nucleotides. RefSeq names its product lysophosphatidylcholine acyltransferase 2-like (gene LPCAT). NCBI's taxonomy places the organism in Eukaryota, Metazoa, Arthropoda, Malacostraca, Decapoda, Portunidae. The transcript is spliced from 10 exons. Gene Ontology annotation, cellular component: endoplasmic reticulum. Gene Ontology annotation, molecular function: calcium ion binding; lysophosphatidic acid acyltransferase activity. The coding region runs from base 339 to 1883 and encodes 514 amino acids. The record is from RefSeq and is a predicted model, not a curated record.